Pectinophora gossypiella (pink bollworm) is the source of this 1724-nucleotide messenger RNA. RefSeq names its product E3 ubiquitin-protein ligase RING1 (gene Sce). NCBI's taxonomy places the organism in Eukaryota, Metazoa, Arthropoda, Insecta, Lepidoptera, Gelechiidae. Bases 86 to 1219 code for a protein of 377 amino acids. Gene Ontology annotation, cellular component: PcG protein complex; ubiquitin ligase complex. The transcript is spliced from 4 exons. The record is from RefSeq and is a predicted model, not a curated record. Gene Ontology annotation, molecular function: chromatin binding; ubiquitin protein ligase activity.
ACUUCAAAAUGGUGGAAGCGGCACUGUUUGUCAAUUUUGUCGCAGAAAAUAUUUAGUUUAGUAGAAAACGUGAUUUAUAACAAAAAUGUCGUCGGCAGAGCCUUCUCAAAAUAAAACAUGGGAGCUGUCCCUCUACGAGCUCCAUCGAACGCCGCAAGAAGUGAUUACAGACGCUACCGAGAUAGCGGUAUCCCCGCGAAGCUUGCACAGCGAAUUGAUGUGUCCAAUAUGUUUAGAUAUGUUGAAAAAGACUAUGACUACGAAGGAAUGCCUUCACAGGUUCUGUUCGGACUGUAUUAUAACAGCCUUACGUUCGGGUAACAAAGAAUGUCCGACGUGUCGUAAGAAGUUGGUGUCAAAGCGGUCACUACGACCCGACCCCAAUUUUGACUUGCUUAUAUCGAAAAUAUACCCAAGCAGAGACGAGUAUGAAGCUCACCAGGAGCGUGUACUAGCUAAACUAAACAUGUCACAUUCACAAGCGUCAUUAGUGAACUCCAUAACAGAAGGAAUUAAACUUCAGUCGCAGAACCGGCCUCAAAGGUCGAGGAAGGCUCAUGAUGACGGUAGUAAUCCGUCGAAUUCAAGUGGAACUGCUGAUGCUGGUCAGCAGAGUGGUAGCUCAACUGCUCCCAAGGACAGUACAUCGUCUGCUGGUAAUCCGACGACCCCUGGCCAGUCUACGUCAAACCCCGCCUCUGUAAGGAGUACACCGUCGCCUGUGCCCUCUAAUAUCAGCUCAAUCUCGAAAAACACAAGCACUACAAAGAGGGCAAAGUCAAUUUUAACCUCGGAGCGCAGUGAGGAGAGUGAAUCUAGUGAUGGCAGAACUGAAGGUGAAAACUCAAUGGACACUGAGGGCGAGGGCGAGCCACUGAACCCUAAUGAGAUAGAGCUGGUGUUCAAGCCGCAUCCAACAGAAAUGACCGGAGACAACCAGCUUAUGCGAGCACUGAGAGACAGCUCCGUCAGGUACUUGAAGACCACUGCUAAUGCCUCAGUGGAUCAUCUAAGCAAGUACUUGGCGAUGCGCCUGACUCUGGACCUGGAUGCUGAGCUGCCAGAAGCAUACCGUCUCCUCAACUUCUGCAUCUAUGUAGCCCCCAGUCCAGGCCAGUUUGUUCCAUUGGCUGGUUCACAGACGCUAAGGCAGAUCAAUGAUAAGUUUUGGAAGGUAAACAAACCUUUGGAAAUGUACUACUCUUGGAAGAAAACUUAAAAAGUGUAAGGCUUAGUGGUCAGCAUGAGAAAUGAAAUUACUACACAAUCCAGUGAUAUAGUUUAUGAAGUUUUAAUGGUCCAUUAUUUUAAAUCUGAUAUUUUAGAUGAUAAUUAUAAUGAGACAUGGACUCUUGUGAUAAGGUUGUAUUGGUAUUUUAUCUUAAUGACAUUUAAUGUAAUGACGAAUGAAAUUGGAUUUUAAUAUUUUAUGUCAUAAGGAUACAAUGAAGUUAUAGAUUUUAUGUUUAUGUAUUAAUGUGAAUGUAAAUCUGUAUUAUACUACUGAUAUUGUUGCUGCAAAUUGCCUUCUGGCGACUUGUGUGCGCCCUGAUAGGGAUUAAUAGCUUGAGUCUACAUUCCUAUAUAUUAAUGUGGAAAAACUCACUCAUUUUAAAUGAAAUUGGUGAAAAUGCUUAUCCUAAAACAUAUGUAAAUUAUUUUAGAGAUGUACAAUUUACUGUGCAAUUAUUAUUUUAUUAAAAUGACAACAUUAUUUUAUGCAA